Piliocolobus tephrosceles (Ugandan red Colobus) is the source of this 2897-nucleotide messenger RNA. It is a transcript of the gene LONP1, whose product is annotated as lon peptidase 1, mitochondrial. Gene Ontology annotation, biological process: mitochondrion organization; protein catabolic process; chaperone-mediated protein complex assembly. Gene Ontology annotation, cellular component: mitochondrial matrix. NCBI's taxonomy places the organism in Eukaryota, Metazoa, Chordata, Mammalia, Primates, Cercopithecidae. Gene Ontology annotation, molecular function: ATP binding; ATP-dependent peptidase activity; single-stranded DNA binding. The record is from RefSeq and is a predicted model, not a curated record. The transcript is spliced from 16 exons. Bases 161 to 2695 code for a protein of 844 amino acids.
CUCGAACUCCGCCCCCUCUUCUCCGUGUAGGCCCCGCCCCCUGAGGCAGCUGUUUCGGGCCUCCCCCCCAUCGGGUCCCGAGGCACGCGCCGGGCGUCACGUGCGUUCCACGGCGAGCGGAAAUGACGCGAGAUGUGUGCGCCGCCAGUAUGGCCGGGCUAUGGCGACGAGCACAGGCUACGUGCGAUUGUGGGGAGCGGCGCGGUGCUGGGCGCUGCGGCGGCCGAUACUGGCCGCCGCCGGGGGGCGGGUCCCCACUGCAGCCGGAGCGUGGUUGUUCCGAGGCCGGCGGGCAUGUGACGCCUUUCCUCCUUGGGCACUGUGGGGCCGAGGCCCGGUAACCGGGGGCCAGUGGCGGGGGUUUUGGGAAGCGAACAGCCGCGGCGGAGGUGCAUUCUCGGGGGGCCAGGACGCCUCCGAGGGCGGCGCAGAGGAAGGAGCCGGAGGCGCGGGGGGCAGCGCGGGCGGCGGGGAAGGCCCGGUCAUAACAGCGCUCACGCCCAUGACGAUCCCCGAUGUGUUCCCGCACCUGCCGCUCAUCGCCAUCACGCGCAACCCGGUGUUCCCGCGCUUUAUCAAGAUUAUCGAGGUUAAAAAUAAGAAGUUGGUUGAGCUGCUAAGAAGGAAAGUUCGUCUCGCCCAGCCUUAUGUCGGUGUCUUUCUAAAGAGAGAUGACAACAACGAGUCGGACGUGGUCGAGAACCUGGAUGAAAUCUACCACACGGGGACAUUUGCCCAGAUCCACGAGAUGCAGGACCUUGGGGACAAGCUGCGCAUGAUCGUCAUGGGACACAGAAGAGUCCAUAUCAGCAGACAGCUGGAGGUAGAGCCCGAGGAGCCGGAGGCGGAGAACAAGCACAAGCCCCGCAGGAAGUCAAAGCGGGGCAAGAAGGAGGCAGAGGACGAGCUGAGCGCCAGGCACCCGGCGGAGCUGGCGAUGGAGCCUGCCCCCGAGCUCCCGGCCGAGGUGCUCAUGGUGGAGGUGGAGAACGUCGUCCACGAGGACUUCCAAGUCACAGAGGAGGUGAAAGCCCUGACCGCAGAGAUCGUGAAGACCAUCCGGGACAUCAUUGCCCUGAACCCUCUCUACAGGGAGUCGGUGCUGCAGAUGAUGCAGGCUGGCCAGCGGGUGGUGGACAAUCCCAUCUACCUGAGCGACAUGGGUGCUGCGCUCACCGGGGCCGAGUCCCACGAGCUGCAGGACGUCCUGGAAGAGACCAACAUUCCCAAGCGGCUGUACAAGGCCCUCUCCCUGCUGAAGAAGGAAUUUGAACUGAGCAAGCUGCAGCAGCGCCUGGGGCGGGAGGUGAGCCCGAGGCUGAGGCGCAGCCACUCUUGGGGGCCUUCCCGUCAGGCCACAGCAUGGAGCUUGCAGGAAGCCCUCCUGAGAGCCAGUGCUGGCCAUGACUCUUGUCACCGGAGCCCUCAAGGACUGGGGUGUGCCUGGUGUCCCUCAGCUACCGAGUGGCCUCUGACCCUGCUGUGCACCCGCAGGCGGACCUACGUGGGUGCCAUGCCCGGGAAAAUCAUCCAGUGUCUGAAGAAGACCAAGACGGAGAAUCCCCUGAUCCUCAUCGACGAGGUGGACAAGAUUGGCCGGGGCUACCAGGGGGACCCCUCGUCGGCGCUGCUGGAGCUGCUGGAUCCAGAGCAGAACGCCAACUUCCUGGACCACUAUCUGGACGUGCCCGUGGACUUGUCCAAGGUGCUGUUCAUCUGCACGGCCAACGUCACAGACACCAUCCCCGAGCCACUCCGCGACCGCAUGGAGAUGAUCAACGUGUCGGGCUACGUGGCCCAGGAGAAGCUGGCCAUCGCAGAGCGCUACCUGGUGCCCCAGGCCCGCGCUCUGUGUGGCCUGGAUGAGAGCAAGGCCAAGCUGUCGUCGGACGUGCUGACAGUGCUCAUCAAGCAGUACUGCCGCGAGAGCGGCGUCCGCAACCUGCAGAAGCAAGUGGAGAAGGUGUUGCGGAAAUCGGCCUACAAGAUCGUCAGCGGCGAGGCCGAGUCGGUGGAGGUGACGCCCGAGAACCUCCAGGACUUCGUGGGGAAGCCCGUGUUCACUGUGGAGCGCAUGUACGACGUGACGCCGCCCGGCGUGGUCAUGGGGCUGGCCUGGACCGCCAUGGGAGGCUCCACACUGUUUGUGGAGACAUCCCUGAGGCGGCCACAGGACAAGGACGCCAAGGGUGACAAGGACGGUAGCCUGGAGGUGACAGGCCAGCUGGGGGAGGUGAUGAAGGAGAGCGCCCGCAUAGCCUACACCUUCGCCAGGGCCUUCCUCAUGCAGCACGCCCCCGCCAACAACUACCUGGUGACCUCACACAUCCACCUGCAUGUGCCCGAGGGCGCUACCCCCAAGGACGGCCCGAGUGCAGGCUGCACCAUCGUCACGGCCCUGCUGUCCCUGGCCAUGGGCAGGCCCGUCCGGCAGAACCUGGCCAUGACUGGUGAGGUCUCCCUCACGGGCAAGAUCCUGCCUGUUGGUGGCAUCAAGGAGAAGACCAUCGCGGCCAAGCGUGCAGGGGUGACGUGCAUUGUCCUGCCAGCCGAGAACAAGAAGGACUUCUACGACCUGGCAGCCUUCAUCACCGAGGGCCUGGAGGUGCACUUCGUGGAGCACUACCGGGAGAUCUUUGACAUCGCCUUCCCGGACGAGCAGGCAGAGGCAGAGGCGCUGGCCGUGGAGCGGUGACGGCUGCCCCAGGACUGCAGGCGGCAGAUGUCAGGCCCUGUCUGGGCUGGAACUGAGCGCUGCGGGGAUUGCGCCCGGGCCUGGCAGCAGAGCCACGGAGCGAGCGGCUCGGUUCAGUGACCCAGAUCCCAGGGACCUCAAUCGGCUUAAUCAGUGUCUGGCACAGAAACUAUCUAUUUAAUGAUUAAAGUCAUUUCCAGUA